Molecule: messenger RNA, 2951 nt
Organism: Callorhinchus milii (elephant shark)
Lineage: Eukaryota; Metazoa; Chordata; Chondrichthyes; Chimaeriformes; Callorhinchidae
Gene: shrprbck1r
Product: sharpin and rbck1 related
Exons: 14
Coding region: 1-2184 (727 amino acids)
Biological process (GO): proteasome-mediated ubiquitin-dependent protein catabolic process; protein linear polyubiquitination; positive regulation of canonical NF-kappaB signal transduction
Cellular component (GO): LUBAC complex
Molecular function (GO): ubiquitin-protein transferase activity; metal ion binding; ubiquitin binding
Source: RefSeq, a predicted model, not a curated record
AUGGCGGCCAAGGAGGCGCCUGGACAGGCGGCGGUGGCGGCGGCGGCUGCGGCCGAGCGCUCGGAGCAACAGCCGCCGCCGCAGCAGCAGCAGCAGCAGCAGCAGGAGGCCACGGUGCUGAUGUCGUGCCGGGUGUGCGGCGGGCCGGGCCCCGGGGCUCUGGGAGACGGGGAGCAGCCGCUGUUCCUGCUGCUCAGCAUGGAGCGGCCCGGGGAGUUCAGGCUCCGGGUCAACCUCAGGCACAGCCGCCUGACCAAGAGCCUGAGCCUGUAUGAUUUUAAUUUGAAGGACAUCACGUAUGCGAUCAAGAGCCCAAGCUGCCACAGUUUCAGUUCUCGGGGACAGCCCUCUGAUCAGCUGGUCUUCCACUUCGAGGACCCCAGCGAGGCACAGAAGUGGUCCACUAUCAUCACCAGCUCACUCAGGGAGAUCCAGAAAGCAAAUUGUGCAGCGCUUCCAGCAAACUCACCAGGAGUGGUGACGAAUGCGGUCCGACCAGCGACCGACCCUCCCCAGCCCUGGACGGACCUGCCCAAACCUUCAGGGGACCUCAGCAGAACAGAGGACCUCAUCCUUAGACUGGCCAAAGCCAUUGAGACAGGAGACCUGCUGUCCACGGCCGAGUCCGCCAAAGCUCUCGCUCAGCAGAAGGUGUCGCUCAGUAUCCGGUUGAAGGAAACUGCAUACCUGACACAACAGAUCAGUAUGAAAGUUGGGGUAGAAGACUCCACUUCAUCAGCCACUAUCAUCAUGAAGGUCUUCCCCUAUGCCACUAUCAACACAUUAAAGCAACAGAUUUUCCGGGACUAUGGCUUCCACCCGAGUGUGCAGCGCUGGAUUAUUGGCCAGUGCCUGGCGGUGGACGAACGCACGAUCAGCUCUUACGGGGUGAAGAAAGAUGGUGACCCAGCGUUCCUCUACCUGCUGUCGGCCAAGCUGGCCAGCCUGUCUCGCCGGCAGUAUGAGGAAGAGCAGGCACUGGCCAUCAUUUCACACGGCGAGGCGCUGCCUGAUCUCCCCAGGCGGCUGAGCCUCAAUGAAGAGAGACAGAAAUACAGCACUCUACCCCCCAGGCCGUCCUCAAAUAAAGGUCGGAUGCUUUCAAAGGACAGGGAAGGAAGGAUGGACAUCACCAACAUCUCACAGUAUCUGAAACUGGAGUUAAAGUCCUUACCACAACUGCAGCCUUCACAAGAUAGCCAGCCCCCAACUACCAUGUCCACAUCCCCGCAGAAUGGCUGGUCCUGUAGAGAAUGUACGUACAUUAACAAGCCCACCCGGCCCGGCUGUGAGAUGUGUAGCAGCCCCCGACCCCCGGAAUACUCCGUACCUCAACAAUACUCCCCCGACGACGCAGAGAUGUGUCGAAUCCUGCAAGAGAAAGAGGCGAUGCUGCAAUAUCACCAGGAAUUGGAGCAGGAGCGGCUGCAGAAUUACCAGCACCUGCUGCGGAUGGACAACCAAGACUUGGUGCCCAACAGGGAGCCCAUUGAGUGUCGCAUUUGUCUGACGGAUGUGAUGCCGGAGGCUGGCGUUGUGCUGCGUGACUGCCUGCACAGCUUCUGCAAGGAGUGUCUGUCCCAGCUUAUCCAGACGUGUCUGGAGCCCACAGUGCCCUGCCCUUAUCGGGAUGAAACGUACGCCUGCGACAGCAAACUCCAGGAGCGAGAGAUCCGGGCGCUGGUGUCCCUGGAGGAGUUUUGCCGGUUCCUGGAGCGCAGUGUGACCAUGGCAGAGAGAAGCAGUGAGAACAGCUAUCACUGCCAGACUGUGGACUGCCGUGGCUGGUGUUUCUAUGAGGACACAGUCAAUGAGUUUCUCUGUCCUCUCUGUCGGAGACUCAACUGCCUGCUCUGCAAGGCCAUCCACGCGGGAAUGAACUGUAAACAAUAUCAGGACGAUCUGCGGAGCCGAGCGCAGAGCGACUCAGCCGCUCUCCAGACCACAGAGAUGCUCAAGACGCUGGUGAGGACAGGACAGGCGAUGCACUGUCCAACGUGCAACAUUAUUGUCCAGAAGAAGGACGGUUGCGAUUGGCUGCGCUGCACUGUCUGCCACACUGAGAUCUGUUGGGUCACUAAAGGCCAUCGAUGGGGCCCGAAGGGUCCUGGCGACACAGACGGUGGCUGCCGGUGUCUGGUGAACGGCAAGCGCUGUCACCCCUCAUGCCAAAAUUGCCAUUGAGCUGCCUGUGGUGCCUGCGGACCGGUCAGUGUGGCUCCAGUAACGGUAGGACUAGUGACCGGCGGCACAGCGGAGGACGGUCGGGUGCCGGGAACCUGGGUACGUCCGAGCACCUCGGCUGUUCAUUCACCAUGUACGGCAGAGCAACAGCCAGUGACCAGUCUAUCACUGCAGUGACCAGUCUAUCACUGUAGGCUGAUGACUGACGCCUUCGCCCUCCAGUGACAACUGCUGUAUACCCAAAGCUUGAUUUGCUGUCUCUGAGCCUAUCUCCACAGUUUCACCUCGAGCCAUACCUCUUUCUCCUUGGGUGCCCGUACAACCUGAUACAACCGUACAACUUUCAGCCACUACGCCCCGGACUUCUGGAAUCCUCUUCCUGUAUCCCUCCGCUUCGCCCCACUCCUUCCCCAUCUUCAGGUCGGGACUGAAGACCUCAUUCUUUGACUGUGCCUAGGGUCACCACCCCACUCCCCGGCAUCGUGCUCUGCCGCUUUGAAGGGCUCUGGGACGCUAACCUGCAUGAGGGGCGCUAUAUAAAUGCAAGUUGUUGUUGAUUUCUGAGGACAGUCCCCAGAUGAGGUUUACAGAAUAGGGUCACCCUUCCUCUCGCCCCCUCUCCCCACCACCCGCCCGCACCACCCCCCCACUCAGAGACCUGAGAAUUAUUAACUAGGAUUUGCCUGACGCUGUGUGAGAGUGAGUGUGUGUGUGUUUGCAGCUUGUGUCUGUGGUUCACAAGCGCCAAAUAAAAUGUAUUUUCUUGU